AUGGAUUCAUGUUGUCCAAAGAAAUGCUCACCGUCGCCAUGUCAGAUGAACUGCAGCAUUCAACGAGUGUCUCCACCUUUGGAACUCGGAGAAGGCCCGCACUGGAAUCCGUUGACUCAGAGCUUAUAUUUCGUAGACGUACAUAAGAGAAAAAUUAACAAAUACCAUCCAGAAACUAGCUGUUAUACUACCGCUACGAUAGAUUGCUGCGACCCUUUGACUUUUAUCAUCCCAGUCCACAACCAACCUAACACUUUCUUGGUUGGCCUGGGUUGUGCAAUAGGUGUAAUAAGAUGGGACGGAUGUUCGAAUAGAGCCGAGUACCGGUACUUGAAGACGAUUGACAUAACUCCAGGCAACCGUCUAAACGAUGCAAAAGCUGACGCCUCCGGUCGUCUUUGGGUAGGGUCUAUGGGACCAGAGAUGCCCGACAACCCAGGUCAAUUCUAUAAGUGUCGGGGUUCACUGUUCACGGUGGAAUUUGACGGCACUGUCACUAAAAAGUUGUCAAAUAUUAGUAUCUCUAACGGUAUGGCAUGGAGUCCGGACAACAAACUGUUCUACUACAUUGAUACCUACAAGUACGCGGUCGAGGCUUAUGAUUUUGAUCUAAGAACGGGAAAUAUCUGCAACGGAAGAGUGAUUUUUGAUUUUAAGUGCAAAAAUGUAACUGGUGAUCCGGAUGGCAUGACUAUCGAUACAAACGGUAACCUAUGGGUAGCCUGUUACAACAGUGAUCACAUUAUAAAAAUUAAUCCCAACACAAGCACACUGAUGACGACCAUCGAAUUUCCUGCCUAUCAAAUCACAUCCGUUGCGUUUGGUGGCCCAAAUCUAGAUCAACUGUAUGUGACCACAGCAAGUUACAAUACAACUGAUGUGCAAAAAUCAAAAUUACCGUAUUCCGGAACUCUGUUUCGAGUAAUCGAUACAUGCUCAACCGGGUUUGACGGUGUACCAGUCAAAAUUAAUUUGUGCUCUUUAAAUUAA
Metopolophium dirhodum (rose-grain aphid) is the source of this 990-nucleotide messenger RNA. Its product is annotated as regucalcin-like. The record is from RefSeq and is a predicted model, not a curated record. Gene Ontology annotation, molecular function: gluconolactonase activity; calcium ion binding. Gene Ontology annotation, biological process: L-ascorbic acid biosynthetic process. The transcript is spliced from 6 exons. The coding region runs from base 1 to 990 and encodes 329 amino acids. NCBI's taxonomy places the organism in Eukaryota, Metazoa, Arthropoda, Insecta, Hemiptera, Aphididae.